Molecule: messenger RNA, 525 nt
Organism: Aspergillus fischeri NRRL 181
Lineage: Eukaryota; Fungi; Ascomycota; Eurotiomycetes; Eurotiales; Aspergillaceae
Exons: 2
Coding region: 1-525 (174 amino acids)
Source: RefSeq, a predicted model, not a curated record
AUGGAGUCAGCCAGUAACCCCAAGAGGGCUCGCUUUGCUGAGCGCCGUAUUAUAUGGCUGAAGAACGUUAGCGACUGGUUUGAAGUCAUCAGUCCCACUAUUGAGCAGGUUUUCCGAAAACUGAGCUGGUCCGACAGCCCUGUUACCGUGACGAUGUGGUUGUUUGACUGCCGACAAAGGCUGGUGCCUCGCUUGCUGUAUCCAGAGGUUGAUUUGCACGAGUAUGAUCCGCUGCCCUUGUUCAAUCCUUUCAGUGCUAGGAAAAUCUCCCUCCAGGAAUGGGAGCACGACCAGGAAGGCGCCAGGUACAGCCCAAAGGAGUUUUCUAUGCUUCCAGAUCUUAUCGAGGGCUAUCGGAAAAAGUACGGCCAACGCACCCUCAAUGUCCGGUGGAGGGGGUCUCAAUAUGCCGACCAAUGGGAUAAGACGAAGGAUCUUCUCCUUCGCUGCGGAUGGGAGAUAUUGCACUGGGAGGAGAAGAGGCGAACGCCUUGUGCGGAGCCAGAAGUGUUUUAUAUAUUGUGA